Cotesia congregata is the source of this 417-nucleotide messenger RNA. The record is from the annotation of a GenBank genome assembly. NCBI's taxonomy places the organism in Eukaryota, Metazoa, Arthropoda, Insecta, Hymenoptera, Braconidae.
ACUACCGUUAAACCGGAAGACACGGACGAGCCAGAUUUCAUUAAGAAUUGCGACAAUUUUAAAUUCAAAAAAAUUCUUAGAUUGUUGCAUCACGUCGACAGGAAGGCUGCUGUUCUUGAUCGGUAUCCCGGGAGCAAAAUUUUAGACGUUAAAAUUAUUUCCGUUGACAGCGGUUGUCGUGGCAAGGGAAUUGCAGCUGCACUUUGUCAAAAGACUGUAGAUAUCGCCAAGGAAUUAAAUUACAACUAUAUCCGCACUGAUGCAAGUUCUCACUACACCGCAAAACUGUGCAAGCGUCUAGGCUUCGAGCAAAUAUUCGAACUCAUGUACAAGGAUUACGUUGACAGUAAUGGAAAAUCGAUCUUUACACCUGCUUACCCUCACAGUUGUAUAAGUACCUUCAUUAAAAAAUUGUGA